AUGGUGACGCCAACGAACAAAAGCAUAACUGCCGUUUACGGCCAACCGUUGACCCUUAGCAUGGAAUUCUGCGCCAAUCCUCCCUAUAGCAAGGUAUUUUGGAUUGCCAAAGAUCAGAAGGUCUAUUUGCCGGGAGAUGCCGACAAGAACGCCAUUGCCUAUGGCUUAACGGUGACCAACGUGGACAUCGGAGAGUACACGUUUUUGGUGCGCUCACCAAACGGCCUGGCCGAGGGAAACUUCCACGUCAACAUGACGUACGCGAGCGGUUACAACUUGCAAGACGUCACGACGGAGAACGGCUCGUCCAGAAUAGCAGCGCCCACCUUGGCCGCCAUUUAUAUAAAUGUGAUUGUUUUAAUACUUUUAUUAAUGAUAAAUUGUUACUGA
Brassicogethes aeneus is the source of this 390-nucleotide messenger RNA. NCBI's taxonomy places the organism in Eukaryota, Metazoa, Arthropoda, Insecta, Coleoptera, Nitidulidae. The record is from the annotation of a GenBank genome assembly.